CAAACAGGCCAUCAGUCGUUACCAACAAGUCAACAACACCAUCUAAACCUGCCAACAUGAUCGCAUUCAGAGCAGCAACCAUCCUUAUAAUCGCCGCAGUCGCGAGCGCGCGGCCCUCAGACGAAUGGGAGCCAGAGGGUCACUCGCACACGGAGCACACGAAGCCGUACCAUGUAACAGUGGUGAAGAAGAUAGGAGUACCGAUCCCUCAUCCCGUGGCAGUGUCCGUACCGCAGUACGUCAAGAUCCCCAUCCCUCAACCCUACCCCGUGCACGUGACUGUCGAGCAACCGAUACAUGUCCCCGUAUACAAGGUAGUGCCCCAGGUGGUAGAGAAGCCGGUGCCGUACACCGUGGAGAAGCCCGUGCCUUACGAGGUGGAGAAGCCCUACCCCGUUGAGGUGGAGAAGAAAGUGGAGGUGCCCAUUCCCAAGCCGUACCCGGUGCACGUGCCCGUCUACAAGCACAUCUACCACCACAAGGGCGGCAAGCACUAGGCGACCAUAGCUUACCCUGUAGGCCCCCGCCCAGCGGCGUCCAGCGCCAUCUUGUAUAUAAAAUGUGUAAUAUAAUUCGUUUGGAAAUGUUUCCAUCGACCUGUCUGCUAUUGUGAUAUUUAUUGUGUGUUAUACCAAUAUGUUUUGUUGUUUGUUGCUUGUUGUUUGUUGCAUUGUUGUUGACUAAUGUGUAAUUGUUAUUAUUUUUAAGCCAAUACAGUAUUUUAAGAAUUA
Papilio polytes (common Mormon) is the source of this 731-nucleotide messenger RNA. It is a transcript of the gene CPH33, whose product is annotated as proline-rich 33 kDa extensin-related protein-like. The transcript is spliced from 3 exons. The coding region runs from base 57 to 497 and encodes 146 amino acids. The record is from RefSeq and is a predicted model, not a curated record. Lineage: Eukaryota; Metazoa; Arthropoda; Insecta; Lepidoptera; Papilionidae.